UCAGCAGUUCGUAUGUGUAUUUUAAAUAUAUUGUUUAUAGUGCUCUUCAAUACAAUGUUUAAAGAUGUCAUAUCAAUCAGAUCCAUGCUUUGCAGGCGGGUUGAAGUAAAAAUCGCUUGCGUGGAGAAAAAUACUUGGGUAUUCGACAGAAAUUCUCAAACUUGUAUUUCUGUCAUUCCUGACCAGGAACCCUGCGGGCACUUUGUUAGCGAAAAGGCUUGCAAGGAUCUCUGCCUGAGAACAAAUCAAAAAUAUUUUUGGAUUAAUGAAAAAAGAAGAAUCUUCAAAUAAAAAGGGAUUUUAUGCUAACAAA
Drosophila mauritiana is the source of this 313-nucleotide messenger RNA. RefSeq lists its product as uncharacterized. Bases 13 to 291 code for a protein of 92 amino acids. NCBI's taxonomy places the organism in Eukaryota, Metazoa, Arthropoda, Insecta, Diptera, Drosophilidae. The transcript is spliced from 2 exons. The record is from RefSeq and is a predicted model, not a curated record.